GCUUUCAUCUCUUUCUAAUCGAACUAAACCUUUUAUUUGACUGACUAUUCUUCUUUCCAAUCUCUCUUCUCACUGAAUUUCUAGAAUUUUCCCCAAAAUAUCUAUCUAUACGUACAAUCACUCUCACACAUGCUCAUAUAUUCACACCUAUACUUCAACUCGUUUCAUUCAUGAUCUCGAUUCACAUGCUGUGAUCACGCUACCGGUCGCCGGAGAUGGGAGCUUGCCUGUCGUCGCCGGAUACUUGCGUCGCUGGACGCAUACAAUCAUCCGCGAAGAAGUUACGCAAGCGAAAAAAAGCUCCGAAUCAGCGUGUUUCGUCUAUUUUGUCCGAUCAAUCGAAGUUCGCACCGUCAGCAGGUAGCAUAGACGAGCAUUGGUAUGAUUCAGUUGCAGUUCUUGAAUCUGAAUGCAGUGAUGAAGAUUUCCAUAGUGUUCUUGAUGAUGUUUUGUCACUAAACGGCUCUGAAGUAGCCUCUAGGCCAAGUAUUGACUUGCGGCUAAAAUCAGAUGAACAUUCAAACGAAUCUAAACCCGUUUACCUUGAUGAAAUAUCAUCUUCCAUUGAUGAAAAUGCUGGAAUGGAUAGUGGUUUGUUGGACUGUGGAAUGAUUCCCGGCAACUGUUUGCCAUGUUUGGCUAAUACUAUUCCGUCAAUCGAAAAAAGAAGAUCAUCAAGCUCUAGCCCGCCAAACACAAGAAAAAAGAUUUCACAUAAACUUUCAUUCAAAUUAAAGGAUGGACAUCCUAGCACCACUAUUUUUUCUUUAAAGAAACGUCUGGAACGACCGAUAGCUGGUUCACAAGUACCUUUCUGCCCGGCAGAGAAAAAAGUGCUUGAUUCUUGGUCACAUGUCGAACCACAAAUUUUUAGAGUACGCGGGAAAAAUUAUUUCAGGGAUAAAAAGAAGGAGCAUGCACCUAAUUAUGCGGCAUAUUAUCCUUUUGGCGUUGACGUCUUUUUAUCUCAGAGAAAAGUUGAUCAUAUUGCUCGGUUUGUAGAACUCCCUAUUGUUGGUCCUUCUUCCGGAGAACUUCCACCAAUUCUUGUUGUAAAUAUCCAGGUUCCAUUAUAUCCUGCUGCCUUUUUCCAAGGUGAAAUUGACGGUGAAGGAGUGAGUUUCGUUUUAUACUUCAAACUCUCUGAUAAUUACUCUAAGGAACUAUCAUCCCAAUUUCAAGACAAUAUGAGGCGGAUACUUGAUGAUGAAAUGGAAAAAGUCAAAGGUUUUCCUCUAGAUACACUAGCACCAUUUCGAGAACGAUUGAAGAUAUUAGGUCGAGUUGUAAAUGUAGAUGACCUUCAGUUAAGUGCACCCGAAAGGAAGAUUAUGAAUGCUUACAACGAAAAACCCGUGCUUUCACGUCCCCAACAUGAGUUCUACCAAGGAGUAAACUACUUUGAGAUUGAUUUAGAUAUGCACAGAUUUAGUUACAUUUCAAGAAAAGGAUUUGAAGCAUUCCAAGAAAGACUAAAGAACUGCAUCUUGGAUUUCGGACUCACAAUUCAGGGAAACAAACAAGAGGAGUUACCAGAGCAGAUCUUAUGUUGUGUAAGGCUAAACGGGAUCGAUUAUAUGAAUUAUCAAAUGUUAAAGUUGAACAGUGAACCCGUAUGAUACUAAUAGUCUUAACUAAUAGUGUAAACCUUCCAAAUUCAUUACUUAAUGAAUUCAUGAUUACAUUUUAGGUCUAGUAGUAUGUGAAUCAUCAAUGUCGUUUUACUCAUAUUUGGUGUAAAUGAUGAUGCUAAUUGAAAACUUUGGUGACCUAUGUCAACUUAUUUUUACUUUU
Helianthus annuus (common sunflower) is the source of this 1794-nucleotide messenger RNA. RefSeq lists its product as uncharacterized. Bases 216 to 1619 code for a protein of 467 amino acids. NCBI's taxonomy places the organism in Eukaryota, Viridiplantae, Streptophyta, Magnoliopsida, Asterales, Asteraceae. The transcript has 9 exons. The record is from RefSeq and is a predicted model, not a curated record.